Messenger RNA from Lutzomyia longipalpis, 894 nucleotides. RefSeq lists its product as uncharacterized. NCBI's taxonomy places the organism in Eukaryota, Metazoa, Arthropoda, Insecta, Diptera, Psychodidae. The record is from RefSeq and is a predicted model, not a curated record. Bases 10 to 462 code for a protein of 150 amino acids. The transcript is spliced from 2 exons.
UGUGUCAAAAUGCAAACCGUUGGGUGUCUCUGUGUUGCCUUAUUUAUUUUCGCGGUCUCUGGGUCCCCUACAUACCAAUGGGACGAGGGUAAGGCUGCUGGUGCAAUGAUGAUGGCCGAGGGUGUAGAACGCAUGAAGGAUGGUGUUGCUAUGAAGGAGAAGUAUGGAAAGAAGUUUGAUGUUUUCGGUGUUCCCGUUGGUGGUGAGAUUGGAUACAAAGUCGGUGCUGGAGACUCCAUAAAUCGCGACAAGAGACAAGCUGAGGAUGGCACGGUUGAAAGUGACGUUGAGGAGGAAUUUGACAUUGAAAUGGAAAUCCCGGAAGGCGCUUUAAAUCCCAACGGAACCGAUGGCGAAGGUACUGAUCCGAAAAAUAAGAAAUGGUACAGAAAAGUCGUUGAAGCUUGUCUCAAAUUUAUUCGACGAGUUGGAGAAUAUUUCUCACGUGCGACGAAUGAAUGAACUGUAGACCCAUCGAGGUGGAAUGAGUUGCCACACGUAAGAUAGUUUGGAGUUAAGAUUUUAUUACAAAACUGUGUCUACCUUCUGGCGCUACAUUUUAUUACUUUAAUUUUUAUUCUCAUCAGGGAAAUUAUUCGGAAUAAACUUUAUUAUUCUUCUUUUGUGUGUUUUAUAGAAAAAGAUUAAACUAAUGCUUUUUUAAAAGAUUCUAUUUACAUAAAAUUCAGACUUUUCUUCGGUAAAAAUCGUAAAAUCCUCAAUAUUUCAUCACUUUUAAAGGUUUUUUUUUAAAGUGUUUUUUUUUUCAGUUAAAUUUUCCAUAUAAAACAAUUCAACACAAUAAAAUUGCAAUGAAAAUCUUUGCACAUUCUGUAGGACAAUUUUUGUGUUUUAUUUUGUUAUUUGAAAAUAAAAGAGAACAAAUCUAUGCUA